Daucus carota subsp. sativus is the source of this 1212-nucleotide messenger RNA. RefSeq names its product protein PHOSPHATE-INDUCED 1. The record is from RefSeq and is a predicted model, not a curated record. The transcript has a single exon. NCBI's taxonomy places the organism in Eukaryota, Viridiplantae, Streptophyta, Magnoliopsida, Apiales, Apiaceae. Bases 85 to 1053 code for a protein of 322 amino acids.
CUUUCUCUCAUUCCCUACUCAUCCACUCCCCUUCUCAUCUCUCUCCCCCACAAUCUCUCUGCAUCAGAAAACAAAACAAACACAAUGGCGCUUCUACAGCUCCUCUUUCUCGUACUAAUCUCUCUCUCUAGCUUCACAUUCGCAACCAGAACUCUCAACGCACUCGUUGAGGACCCCUCCAGCCAGCUGCAGUACCACAACGGCCCACUCCUCGCCGGAAAAAUAUCCGUUAAUUUGAUCUGGUACGGCAAGUUCAAGCCGGCUCAGCGAGCGAUCAUUUCGGAUUUCGUGACGUCACUCACCUCCGCUUCAUCUUCCUCGAUGGAGCCCGCGGUGUCGACGUGGUGGAAAACAACCGAGAAAUACUACAAUCUUGCAAAAUCCAACAAGAAGUUCACAAACCCCGGCUUAUCUCUGAAACUUGGGAAACAAGUCAUCGAUGAAAAGUACACUCUCGGAAAAUCGUUGUCGCAGAAACAAAUUAUCACUCUCGCUUCGAAAGGCGAGGAUCGAAACGCAAUCAAUGUCGUUUUAACGAGCUCCGAUGUCGUAGUUCCCGGCUUCUGCUCAAACCGAUGCGGAAGCCAUGGGUCAUCGUCUCUCAAUCAAUUAAAUUCGAAAGUAAAAAACUCAAAAGCAAAGAGCUACAAGUUCGCUUACAUCUGGGUCGGAAACUCCGAGACCCAAUGCCCCGGCUACUGCGCCUGGCCGUUCCACCAGCCCAUCUACGGCCCACAAGCCGCUCCCUUAGUUGCCCCCAACAACGACGUGGGCCUCGACGGAAUGGUGAUCAACUUAGCCGCUUUAUUAGCCGGAACCGCCACGAAUCCGUUUGGAAACGGGUUCUACCAGGGCACGGCGGAGGCGCCGCUCGAGGCGGCGUCGGCUUGCACCGGUGUCUACGCGAAGGGGGCGUAUCCGGGGUACGCCGGGGACUUGUUGGUGGACGCGACGACGGGGGCGAGCUAUAAUGCGCAUGGGGCGAAUGGGAGGAAGUACUUGGUUCCGGCGUUGUUUGAUCCGGCGACGGCGGUUUGUUCCACUAUAGUUUGAUGAAGAUGAAGAUGUAGAAGCGGGGGAUAGAUGGUCCAAAUAUUCGUUUAUUUUUUUGUUGUUACUGUGAUGAUGUAUGGUUCGAGAUGGAAUGAAAGAGUAAACUGGUUCGGUUUGCUUUUGUUAAUUAAAUGAGAUAAGAUUUAUAUAUUGCUGCCA